GCGCGCACGGCGCGCGGCGGGGCGGGGGCGUGCACGCCGUUGCCAAGCGGCGAAUUCCGGCCGCCGUAGCUCAAGCCAAAAGGAAGGAGAAACAUACUAAAAUGUCACCUGAAGUGGCCUUGAACAGAAUUUCUCCAGCACUUUCGCCCUUCAUUUCCAGUGUGGUCAGAAAUGGAAAAGUAGGACUAGAUGCUACUAAUUGUUUACGGAUUACAGACUUGAAGUCUGGCUGCACAUCAUUGACCCCAGGACCCAGCUGCGAUCGUUUUAAGCUACAUAUCCCUUAUGCGGGAGAAACACUCAAAUGGGAUAUUAUUUUUAAUGCUCACUAUCCUGACCUGCCACCAGAUUUUAUCUUUGGAGAGGAUGCUGAGUUUUUGCCAGAUCCUUCUGCCUUGCAUAGAGGGUCUGAGGAGUUGAAGCUUGUUCACACUGCCACCAAGAAUUUAGCUUCCUGGAAUCCUUCAAACCCUGAAUGCCUUCUGCUUGUUGUGAAAGAGCUUGUGCAGCAGUAUCACCAAUUUCAGUGCAGCCGAUUACGGGAGAGCUCUCGUCUCAUGUUUGAGUAUCAGACUUUACUUGAAGAGCCCCAGUAUGGAGAAAACAUGGAAAUCUAUGCUGGCAAAAAAAACAACUGGACUGGAGAAUUCUCAGCUCGCUUCCUCUUGAAGUUGCCUGUUGAUUUCAGCAAUAUUCCUACAUACCUUCUCAAGGAUGUGAAUGAAGACCCUGGAGAAGAUGUUGCACUUCUCUCCGUUAGUUUUGAGGACACAGAAGCUACUCAGGUUUUUCCUAAGCUGUUCCUCUCCCCACGUAUUGAACAUGCCCUUGGAGGAUCAUCUGCCCUUCACAUCCCAGUCUUUCCUGGUGGAGGUUGUCUCAUCGACUAUGUACCCCAAGUAUGCCAGCUGCUAACAAACAAGGUACAAUAUGUUAUUCAGGGAUACCAUAAGAGAAGAGAGUACAUUGCAGCUUUCCUGAGUCACUUUGGAACUGGUGUAGUGGAAUAUGAUGCAGAAGGAUUCACAAAGCUUACUCUGUUGCUGAUGUGGAAAGAUUUUUGCUUCCUUGUUCACAUUGACCUACCCCUGUACUUUCCUCGAGAUCAACCAACCCUAACAUUUCAGUCCGUCUACCACUUCACUAACAGUGGCCAGCUGUACUCCCAGGCCCAGAAGAAUUACCCAUACAGCCCCCGAUGGGAUGGCAAUGAAAUGGCCAAGAGAGCAAAGACAUAUUUCAAGACAUUUGUCCCUCAGUUCCAGGAGGCAGCAUUUGCUAAUGGGAAGCUUUAGACAGCUUUGGGCAUGGAAACUAUACUGGACAGAUCCUUCAGUCUGCACAUGUCAGUCCAGAAGAAGAAUGCUUGGAAAUGGGUUGGACUGUCUUGAAUAGGUGCUUUCUUGCCUCUGAACUGGUUUUGGUAGCUUCAGUUUCUGAAACAAAGACCUCACUAGCAUGCUUAGAACUAAAUAUUUAGUACUAGUCCUGCCCUUUUGCCUCUGCCACCACCAUAUAUAUAUCACCAUCACUAUCUAUCACUUUAUAUAUCUAUUAUAUUAAAUUUAAAAGGGUAUGUAUUGAUAUGUUAACACUUUCUUGUGCCAACAAUGUCCUGUCUGUUAUGCCUUGUUUCCUUGUCUUCAGAUGGUCUAAAAGGGAUUGUUUUUCCCCAUGGAAAUAUGACAUUAUGUGUGUAUUUAGUUAACAUUUUCAGCUUAUCCUAAGAAAACAUAAAACUGCCGUAUGUACCAGGAAUGCUUAAUGGAUGUACAGUGCCACGUUCUGCCUUGGAGGUUUGUGUCUCACUUGGUUGUUACUCUCACAGGUAUGGAUAUGAGUUGCACACUUCAAUUCCCAGUGCCUUUCCAGUUGGUCUGAAGUUAAUAUGGCAGGGUGUUAAAGGUUUGGUGGUUUUUCUAAUACUUCUGUUGAAAGCUCAUAUUAUGUGAAAUGUUAGGCUUUUAUGCUUUGUUUUUAUCUCCAGUUGUACAGUUUUGGUGUUUUCCUAAUGAGUGCCCCUUGCCAUUACAAAAAAAGUUCUACUUCUUUAGUACCAGUAUGCAAGUAACUAGUAAUUAAACCAGAAUAACAAAAUAAAACUCUUUCAUAAACCUGUAAUUUUUCCAAAUAAGGUAAAUACUGCUAAGAAGCAAACUUUCAACAAAGGGAUGAAUGAUGUCUUGGAAAACAGCUGAUGAAAUAAUGUAGGGCUAUAGAUAUUUAGCUUAAUGCUUAAGUUGAGCAUAUCUUCUCAGAAAAUAUUUUCAAGUGUAUAUAACUGGAAACAUUACCUCCGCUAAUUCUGAAAUGCCAAAUGCAAAAUCCCACCUAUUCAUCCUUCCUUUCCUGCUUCUGUCAGGCACAUCAGUUGGGAUUAAUGUUCACAAUGUCACUUCCCCAAUUAAUUUUUGAAUAGACCAAGGUACUUUCCAGUAAGGAAUAAAAUUAACAGAGCAUGUUGCUUAUAAAUGGUAUCUGGAAAAUGUGCUCUACUUCUGCUAAAUACAAGGAACUAAAUGAAUAAUAUACAGAUGAUACAGUGGAACUGGAAAAUAUUUAAUUUUAAAUUAUUCACUACAGCAUCGCAUGCAAGGAAGUCUUGUAAAACUUGAUUGGCAGUGUUCUCCUACCCUUUCUAACUUAUUUUGCAUGAAAAAUAGUGCUUUUCAGGGUUUAUGUUCACCUAGGAAAUACAGAUCAGUUUUGAGUAGUGGAGCUUAAUAAUUCACCUCUAGAAACUACAAGUAUUUUAGCUAGUUUGUGGGCAAAAUUUAAUUUAUGUUUAAUACUGAAAUUCUUGGCAGAAAAUUAAGCUGCAGACAAAAUCAGAAGCUUUAUUGUAAGCCUGCAGAGAAGGCAUAUUCUAUCCUGUGAUCCAGCUCUUUGUGAUUCUCUGUGCAUUACCUAAGAUCUGUCAACAGUUUCAAAGGUCUGAGCCUGAAUUCCCUCUGUGGAGAUAUUGCAUGAGGCUUUUGCAUGCUUAGAGCACAUGUGGAAGGUAAUGGUUUUAUGUGGAUAGUAAAAUCAUAACUGAACAACAUCAAGUGACUAAGAACAAAAUAUUGUUUAGUAUACUGGGAUGGUCUCACUUCUACAUUUCUUCAGGUAAAAGCCAAAGCCACAGAUGCAUAUUCAAGAAUACGCCAACCUUGUGAAUGGGGUAGGAGAAGGAGGAUGGCUAAUGAAAAUCUUUUGUUCUCAUAGUGUUCAAAAUCUGAUAGAAACAAUCUCUAGCCAUCUUCAAAAAGUAUAAACCAAACCCUUAAAUUGCAUCAGUACAUUCAUGGAAUCUUAAAUUUUGUAACUUUGUCUUUGAUUCAGUGUUGUACUGAUUGCACCAGGAACACAGUGCUUUAUAUACCUGAUUGUCCAAGUGGCACCAGUUAUUUAUUUUUUUUUUUUAUCUUUUCGGAAGUUAUAAUUUAAAGGAUAGCAAUUGCAAAAUAGUUUGAAAAGAGGCCCAGUCUUCAGAAUUUAGAUUUAUUCUCAACCAAAAAUGCAGCCUUCACCUCAGUCCUAGUAAUUCUGAACCAUGUACUGCUUUAUUAUUAAAUAGUUUUAGAAGCCAUGUAAGAAAAUACUUUGAGGUUACUAAGAGCCUAAACCAGCAAUUAAUUGUGUUGAAUUCAAUAGUUUCACCAACUUUUCACUAACAUACAUAGAAACAAAUUAAUAGUUUCAGUCUAAUUUUAACGUCAUGGUACAAUUGGUAGUAUUUUGAAGAAAAAAAAGGUAGAAAAUAUGAAAAACUGUACUGUUUGUGUUUAAGAUAAGAAUAUCAAUUUUCAGAUUAGAAGAAAAGGCAUUUUUGUUACACUUAAUGAACAUUUUCUUUAUUUCAAAGUCACCCUUCACUCUUUGACUUACAUGGUAUUUUAUGGAUCCCUUUUUAAUAGUUCUCAAAAGUAUUGGGAGUGUUAGCUCUCCAGAUGGGGCAUUGAGAUGAGAAACACUGAAAUUAAUGGAUACCUCUCUCCAGGAGAAUUACCAUAUAAAUACUAUACCACAAGAGGGUUUGUUUGAAUAAUUUUAUAUCAAACCAAGUAUCCAUUGAAGGCAUUUAAGUUAGCCACAAAAGUUGGGAUCAAAUGAGUUGGAGUUAUUUCUGUUAUCUCCUGUUUUACUAUAAUUUCCAUUGUGGCCGUUUUAACAGCACCAAGACUCAGCACUUCCUUCCCUAUUAUGUGAUAUAUGCAAUUGAAGGGAGCAGUCAGACCUAGGCUAUUUUCCUUGGCUUGUAAGAACCACAAAAUAUAGGAGAAAAAUAGCAAUAUUGCAAACAUAUCAAAAAGCCUAAACUCUACACUGUCCUAGUUUGACUGAAAGAAUGCAGUAAGUCUUGAGUUACUAAACUCUGCUAAUGCAUGGUUUUCCAAAGAUCCUUAAAUCACAAACUUAAGAGUCAAGCCUUCAUUCAUCUGCAUACAUAAUCCACUGUCCUAGAAGUAAUACCAAAUCUUAUGGAUUCAAAGUCAGGUUUUUUAUGAACUUGCUGGAAAGACUGGACAAACAGCUGGAAGAAUAAAUAAAAGGUAACUAUA
Messenger RNA from Pseudopodoces humilis (Tibetan ground-tit), 4544 nucleotides. It is a transcript of the gene BABAM2, whose product is annotated as BRISC and BRCA1 A complex member 2. NCBI's taxonomy places the organism in Eukaryota, Metazoa, Chordata, Aves, Passeriformes, Paridae. Gene Ontology annotation, biological process: double-strand break repair. Gene Ontology annotation, cellular component: BRISC complex; BRCA1-A complex. The record is from RefSeq and is a predicted model, not a curated record.